This is a messenger RNA of Trichoderma reesei QM6a, 1725 nucleotides long. RefSeq lists its product as uncharacterized. NCBI's taxonomy places the organism in Eukaryota, Fungi, Ascomycota, Sordariomycetes, Hypocreales, Hypocreaceae. Bases 1 to 1725 code for a protein of 574 amino acids. The transcript has 3 exons. The record is from RefSeq and is a predicted model, not a curated record.
AUGGUUUUUACCGCCUACUAUCGGCGAUUACGCUCAUUCUACCUCUUCAUCAUUCUCCUUGCUGUCGCAUUACUUAUUCUCAGCAGCCGUGAAAGCACGCGAUCUUUACUUCUCGGCGAAGACCCGAUAUGGCAGAACCUCUUCACCACAGAUGACGACCUGCUCUGGUGGAACGACCGUUUCCCAUGCGAGAGACAUGAACCGAUACGCAUCGCCAUCGUGGAGUCCGCCGGCGUCCACGAUGAGGUGACAGCGGCGCUGGUCUAUGCGUUUGGAGGACAUCCCAACGCAGAGUUGCGGCUGUACUUUGCUCGCCAGCGCUACCAGUCUGAUGUGAUAAUCAACAAUCUGGAACUGCAAACGCCUAUUCUGUCGGUCAACAGCUCCAAUUACUUCAAGAGGGACGUCGCCAAUCUGCCGCCUCCUCACUUUGUUGUCUCGACUACUUGCGAACUGGACCUUGAGAAACCAGAAUCGGUCGUUGCCCCUCUACGCCACCUCCUAUUCAACGAGACCACGCACUUGUUCUGCCUUGUACAUCAUGCCGAUUACUGGAACGAGGGCAAGCAUGUCGACGUUGUCCGAGAAUGGGUCGACCAAGAGCGUGUGGACUUUAUUGGUCUCAGCCAGCACACGGUUGAUUAUCUCCUUCAGAAAUCAGUAACUCAGUGGCCAAACUUGCAGGCAAGUGUUACGGCACGAACAUUUCCUCCAGUCUUCCCGGUCAACCAGACACACAACGAAACUAUUCGUGAAGUUUCGCUUGCCAUGCAGGGCGACUAUGCUCCCGAGCGCCGAGACUACAAACGCAUAUUCGGCAGCCUAGACAAUGUCGUCAAGAAGAUCAACGGAAGUGCUGCGACAACGGGUCAUCAGACUGAGGAAUCGGUCAAACUGCACUUGAUCGGACACGGCCCACACGUUGAGGUGCCCGAGAACAUUCGCGGCAACGUUGCCUUUGACGAGGAUCUCUCGUAUCCCGACUUUUACAGACUUCUGUCGCAGUCAUACGCGGUGAUUCCUGCAUUUGCGUCCGAAACCUAUCUCGACCGCAAAGCUUCGUCUACGGUUCCUGCUUCGCUUAUCGCGGGAGUUCCUUUAGUGGCAAGCGAGAAGCUUCUCGCGUCCUACUCUUAUUUGCCGCGCGAGGCAGUCUGGCUUUCAGAGCCUGAUGAAAGGGAAAUGGAGACAGUCGAGAGGGUGGUAGGUGACAGAGAAACGUUCAUGGAGAAGAAGAAGAAGGUCAAAGAGGCAGCUGAAAACAUAAUGAAGCAAAAUCGGAUGAAUACUUAUGCGAGAUGGUUCUCCGGCUGUUAUAUCAUUGCUUGGGUCUUCAUCAUCUGGCUGCUGUUUUCUUUCACGCUGCCAAUCUUUAUGAGGAGCCGCGGGAAUCUCGGGCUUAAGCAUUUCUCACUUCUCUCUACGUCUCACACACUUUCCGUUCCGGAAACUGAUCCUCGAAGUUGUUACAAGGAUCUAAACUGGCAAAAGGCAGCCAAGUCAGCUUGCUGUCCCUGGUACUUUGCUUCUAGAGCAGCAAGUGAGGUACAUACCUACUCGUGUCGGAGUUGGCGGCAUUUUUCUUCAGAGUUGUCAACUUCCAGUCUUGGCAACUAUUCCAUCUUGACGGCUCUUCGACAAACACGGCUUGGGUGGGACGCGUCAGUGUCGCUAAAACGGACGGUCACGGAACAAGACUUCACGCCGAUUGUUUCGAUUGUCUAG